Choloepus didactylus (southern two-toed sloth) is the source of this 2088-nucleotide messenger RNA. It is a transcript of the gene GPR137, whose product is annotated as G protein-coupled receptor 137. The coding region runs from base 678 to 1862 and encodes 394 amino acids. Gene Ontology annotation, biological process: regulation of autophagy; negative regulation of bone resorption; negative regulation of osteoclast differentiation. NCBI's taxonomy places the organism in Eukaryota, Metazoa, Chordata, Mammalia, Pilosa, Megalonychidae. The record is from RefSeq and is a predicted model, not a curated record. The transcript has 8 exons. Gene Ontology annotation, cellular component: lysosomal membrane.
AGGCGCAGGCUCAGGAGGGGGCGGAACAGCGGGAGCCGGGGAGCCUGAGCCUCGGGUCCCCGCGACCGGAGCCGGCUCCCCAGCGGCGGCCUGAGGACCGGGCCUCGGCCCCUUCCCGUCCCCCGCGACUGGAGAGCAGACGCGGUUGCGGGUGGAGUGGGGGCGGCGUCCGGAAUCACAAGGAGAGAGGGCAGAGGCGCCCCCCCAUCCCGAUUAACUGGAAGGGAGCAAAUCUCCCCGAGCCUGGGGAGGGGGAGAGCGGGGCGUUGGAGCGCCCCUGCAGUGGCCGCUGUCCUGAGCGAACGGGCAUCGGCCGGCUCUCCCCCUCCUGCUGGGACCCUUACGAGCGACCAAAGCCAGGGAUCCCCCUCCUUCAGCGCCUGCAUCCCCACACCCUGGUUCUGGCAGUGACCCAGGGAGGAAACCCCGUCUGUCCUGGAGAGGAGAGUCUGUCCUUCCACGCCCCUGAGUGGGAGAGAGGGCUCAGGGCCCAGGCUGCCCCUGCCCCCCAGGCUCUGGCUAGGGGGAAGGGCCUCGCCAGCCCCAACUUCUUUCCUCCUGAACUCCCCAUCCCUCUGUCUCAGCAGCCUGCGGUCCUCUCCUCUCCCUAUUUAUUUCCUUGGCCCCCCGCCAGCCCCUCCAUCUCUGUCUCUGGGACUCGGGCCGCCCUCACUGCCAUGGAGAGUAACCUGUCUGGCCUGGUGCCUGCUGCUGGGCUGGUGCCUGCACUGCCGCCCGCCGUGACCCUGGGUCUCACGGCGGCCUACACCACCCUAUAUGCCCUGCUGUUCUUCUCUGUCUAUGCCCAACUCUGGCUGGUGCUCCUGUAUGGGCACAAGCGUCUCAGCUAUCAGACGGUGUUCCUAGCACUCUGUCUGCUCUGGGCUGCCUUGCGUACCACCCUUUUUUCCUUCUACUUCCGAGAUACCCCCCGAGCCAACCGCCUGGGGCCCCUGCCCUUUUGGCUUCUCUACUGCUGCCCUGUCUGCCUGCAGUUCUUCACCCUGACGCUUAUGAACCUCUACUUUGCCCAGGUGGUGUUCAAGGCCAAGGUGAAGCGUCGGCCGGAGAUGAGCCGAGGCUUGCUGGCCGUCCGCGGGGCCUUCGUAGGGGCCUCCCUGCUGUUUCUGCUGGUGAACGUGCUGUGUGCCGUGCUCUCCCGCCGGCGCCGGGCACAGCCCUGGGCCCUGCUUCUGGUGCGCGUCUUGGUGAGCGACUCCCUCUUCGUCAUCUGCGCACUGUCUCUUGCUGCCUGCCUCUGCCUCGUGGCCCGGUGGGCCCCCUCCACCAGCAUCUACCUGGAGGCCAAGGGCACCAGUGUGUGCCAGGCGGCCGCAAUGGGUGGUACCAUGGUCCUGCUCUACGCCAGCCGGGCCUGCUACAACUUGGCAGCCCUGGCCUUGGCCCCCCGGAGCCGGCUGGACGCCUUCGACUACGACUGGUACAAUGUCUCUGACCAGGCCGAUCUGGUGAAUGACCUGGGAAACAAAGGCUACCUGGUGUUUGGCCUCAUCCUCUUUGUGUGGGAGCUGCUGCCCACCACACUGCUGGUGGGCUUCUUCCGGGUGCACCGGCCCACGCAGGACCUGAGCACCAGUCGCAUCCUCAACGGACAGGUGUUUGGUUCCCGUUCCUACUUCUUUGACCGGGCUGUGCACUGUGAGGACGAGGGCUGCCCCUGGGAGCACAGCCGGGGCGAGAGCACCAGCAUGUCAGGCAGCCUAGGCUCAGGCAGCUGGUGCCAGGACCCGGCAGCCACCACCACUGUCUCUACUCUACCCCGCAGACGUGAUCCCCCACUUCCCCCACUAGGAUGCCCAGACCCUAGUCCCCCUGCCCCCAGGCCCCUGGACCAAGUUUGACUGCAGCUUCUUGCCCAGGGCCCUGGGGGCUGUGGCCACCUCCUCCCCAGCCGGCUCCUUGGCUGCUCCUGUCGUAGUGAGCUUGUGCCGCCCCCCUAGGAUGGGGGCCUGGCCUAGCUGCCAGAUGCCCACAGCACCCUGGCAUGAGCUGCCACCCCCACAUCCAUGCUGGAGCCAGUUCCCUCUCCUGCAUCUUCCAUUCAAUAAACAGUAUCUGUGUCCUGUG